Molecule: messenger RNA, 1054 nt
Organism: Oryzias latipes (Japanese medaka)
Lineage: Eukaryota; Metazoa; Chordata; Actinopteri; Beloniformes; Adrianichthyidae
Source: RefSeq, a predicted model, not a curated record
AUGCGAAUCCUCCUCAACAGAGAGGUUGUUUCGCUGUGCCUUAAAAUCCUACCCAGCCUGAUCUGGGCUGGUUCUUCUGCUUCACAGGUGGUCGAUGGCCUCUACCUCGGAAAUAUCAAAGAUGCAGAAACCAGAGAAAGUUUGUCAGAAAAUAGCAUCACUCACAUCCUCUCUGUGUACAACAAUCCUCAACCUGUGUUUGAGGACAAGAAGUACCUCUGUAUUCAUGCAGUUGAUGCUUCCAGCCAGAACCUAAUACAGCAUUUCAAAGAGUGCAUUGGCUUCAUUCACGAAUGCCGCUUGACUGGUGGAGCUUGUCUGGUUCACUGCCUGGCAGGGGCAUCCCGCAGCACCACCAUGGUAGUGGCCUACCUGAUGACCGUCACCCACUACACUUGGGAGGAUUGCUUGUCUGCAGUCAAGUCUGUGCGUUCCUUCGUUGACCCCAACCCUGGCUUCCGGGACCAGCUGCAAGAGUACCAGGAGACGCGAGUGUCAGAGUAUCGAGCCUGGCUAGAAUCCAGCUUCCUCUCCAGUCCAUUCAAAGACUCUGACCAAGUGGGAGCUCUACUGAGUCAGCGCAUGGAGCAAUAGGAUGAAACACACAUGCUACUGAAGUCCACUGUGUCCUAACUAAAGCCUUAAGGGGGAAAAAAACAGAAAAAAGUUUAAAUUCUCACAUGAAAGUCUUUGUUUUUUCUUGAACUCUUAGUUGUAUUUCUCUAUUUACUUUCAAGGCGCAGGGCCUUACUGUAAACAUUUCCAUGAUGUGGUGCUGAGUACAGUCACAGCAGUACUGCAGACGCAUUACUAGAAACACGACAUCCUGGACUGGGCUUAGAUAAACUAUAGCUAUGUUGAAAGAAGAAUUACUCCAAAUGUUUUCCUGAUUUGAAUGAAGCGUUACAUUUUUAAUGUCUACAAGCUAAUUUUUUUACAAGAUUAUUUUUUUAAUAAAAGAGUGACUUUAGUUAUAUAUUUAUGGUGUCUUUGUUUAGAAAAAAAAUCACAUAACUAAUGAGACAUUUAAUUGCCAAUAAAUCUGCAGUAUGAA